Messenger RNA from Leishmania braziliensis MHOM/BR/75/M2904, 1011 nucleotides. Its product is annotated as putative delta tubulin. The transcript has a single exon. Gene Ontology annotation, biological process: microtubule-based process. Lineage: Eukaryota; Euglenozoa; Kinetoplastea; Trypanosomatida; Trypanosomatidae. Bases 1 to 1011 code for a protein of 336 amino acids. Gene Ontology annotation, cellular component: microtubule. Gene Ontology annotation, molecular function: GTP binding; structural constituent of cytoskeleton. The record is from RefSeq and is a predicted model, not a curated record.
AUGUUCCCACGCUCCACACUACUGCACUCUGUCGUGUGGCCGUUUCGUUGCGGUGAGGUCGUGACGCAGUGGUACAACAUUCUCAUGGCGGUGAGCACGCUGCAAGACUUGGCGGACGGCGUAUGCAUCGCCUACAACGACGCCAUCGCCGAGGAGCUGAGGGGCGCACGUGCGAAUCGCGGCUUCAAAGACAAUGGGGAAGUGUCAUUCCAGCUCAUGAACCAGCGUAUCAGCGAGCUGCUUAUCCCGCUUCACCUACCGCAGCUUCUGUACACUGUCCCUUCUCCCCAAAAAGAUCUCUCGAAAAACCGCAUCCUUGGCACGAGCGGUGGAGCUUGCCGAGACUUCUUGGGUAGUAACCCACCUUGCUCCGUCGCGGAAGGCAUGGCGCCGCUGCGGUACGCCACUGCCAGCGAUGUAGUUGAGGCACUUGCGCUGGAUCCCGUCAUGAAAUUCUUCACGGCCUCACUUGCGCCGCAGAAGGUCACUGGCUCCACAACGUGGGCGUCAGUCCUCGGCGAGGCGGCUCGAGCGGCGCAGCACAGCUUCACCGUCCCAAGUGCGCUGUCUCCGUACUCCGACGUGGCCUCCUCGCGCUCAGCAGGAAAAGCGGCCGCUGCUGGUUUGGCAGACGCCUCCGCGUUUUACAUGCAGCACCGAAGCUGCUUGUGGACUAUUCGUGGGGUCGCGGCACACACAAACGGCAUCCGUGAGCUGCGCCACCUCAUGGCCGACAGCGCGUCAUCACCUUUUCCAAUGACGUCGCUCUUUGUAAGUCCGGCCGAGGAGUGGCGCGCCACACCGUCGUACACACGACCAGACCACAUCGCCACCUUGUAUGGUCCCACUCCCAUGGUCGGCGAGUCGCUGGCUGAUGCUGCUGGCCGCGCAGAGGAGCUGCUCAACGUUGGCGCUUUUGUGCAUCAUUUUGAGCGCUACGGCGUCUCGAAGAUGGAGCUGCGCGAUGCCGCCGCCGUGUUGUACGACACCGCGGCUGCCUAUCACCUGUAG